GGCGAGUUGGAAGUGUAACCAUGAAAGUAUCUACAAUAUGCGUUUACGUUCUGAACUGUUGCUUGUUAUUUGUAUUGUGCAGAGACGAAGAGAAAAUAAUGAAGUCGUGCUACUGGCCGAAUGAGGUGUUCGAGCCAUGUUUCGGCGGUUGCGCAGAGGUUUCGUGUGACAACCCGCGCAACCACCUGCGGCCCUGCUACCCCUACUGCGAGGCGGGCUGCGUCUGCGAGGAGCCGUACGUGCGCGACGACAGGACUCACCAGUGCGUGUUGCCGCAAGAUUGCUCACCAACACAAAUGGGUAUACCGGUUCCUAAUAAAAAGCCCGAAAAGCCUAUGCCGCUAAAAUAUGCCGGCAGGUCGGCCCGAGCGCACAACAAGCGAGAAGAUCCGGAAAUAGAAUACAUGGAGAAUGAACCACCUAUUAACCGAGUGGAGGACUUCAAGAGACCCUCCGAAAUAUCCAGGAUGGGCAAUUACUUCAACAUAGUGAUCGCACCGCCGCCCAUCAAAGCCUUACAACCCAGGAAAUUGUUAGCCAAUGAAAUAGGCUCAUACAGAUCUGCUUCCAAAAGAAUGUGAAACGUUUGUUUUUUAGGUAGAAGUAUUUUUUUAUAUCUGAAUAAAAUUGUACUAAGAACUAGGCGAACUAUAAAUAACUUCUUUAGUUAAAAAAAU
Molecule: messenger RNA, 677 nt
Organism: Chilo suppressalis (striped riceborer)
Lineage: Eukaryota; Metazoa; Arthropoda; Insecta; Lepidoptera; Crambidae
Source: the annotation of a GenBank genome assembly